AUGACCGCAGUCGUCCCCCUUGGCCCCCCUCAGGAGGGCUCGCAGGCGGCCGCUGAGCAUGCGUCAGCAACUGCGCGCGUGCAGCUAGCCGCGAGCGCUGCGCCCGGGGAGCCCCCUGCCAAGUCUCAUGGCCGCACGACGCACUUCGAGAGCCUGAGGCCGGCGCUGAGCUCGCCCCCGGUCCCAAGCCAGUUGUCCCCGUCUCUGGAGCGCUCUGCCAGUCUGGACUGGGAUGACCUGACGUUCGUGAAGCCUCUGGGCAAGGGCGGGUUUGGGACGGUGCACCUCAUGGAGCUGUGCCGUCCGGGCCAGAAUCCGAUCCGCGUUGCGGUGAAGAAGAUCCACAUCGACCCGGCGCACUCGUACCGCAACAGGGCGAUGCGGGACUACGCCGUGGAGAUCAAGAUGCUCCAGACGCUCGACCACGACCACAUCGUGCGCGUCGUCGGCGUCGGACGCGUCGCGGCCGCACCAAGCAACGCGGAGAGCGCCCGCCCGCCGGCGCCAUCGGCGGUGAGCGCGCGCAGCGCCGGGCCGAAACCCGGGCCGAGCAUUCGCAAGCAGCUGCUGCGGGCGCGCACGGACACGCACGCGCGCGGCGCCGUGGUGCCGGUUCAGAGCCCGCCACGCGCCCCGGCCCCCAGCGCGCCGCCGUCCACCGCGGACGUCGUGAGCCCGCUGCGGGCGCCGUCCGUGCAGCAGCUGCUCUCGCGCGUGUCGUCUGGGAUGCUGAAGCCGGGGGCGGUCGAGGGGGUGUUUGUGGCGCUGGAGUACUGCGAGGGGGGGUCUCUGCAGCAGUUGAUCAGUGAGCAGAUGAGCGAGGUGGGGGGGGUGUUGUACAAGUGGGACACGGCGUUCAAGUGGCUGCGCGACACCGCGUCGGCGCUAGCGUACCUCCACGAGUUCGACCCGCCGAUCAUGCACCGCGAUCUCAAGCCUGAGAACGUCCUGCUGACAGUGGCGGACCCGUGCGACGCGGCAUGCCGCGCGAAGCUCACCGACUUCGGCCUCUCGCGGCCGGAGACCGUCCCGCGGUCGCGCUUCGUGUCGGGAGCGGACGGGGAGCUACUGGGCGACGCGUCAGGGGCGAAACACCCCGUGCGCUCCCCGGCGACGAGCAAGCGCAGCAUGGUGCUGGCGGAGGGGGUGCGCGAGGUGCCGGACGGCGCGGCGGGAGUCGCCAAGAACACGACUGGCGCGGGCACGAUUCUGUACAUGGCUCCAGAGGUGUUCCGCAAGGAUGCGUACAACAAGAGCGCGGACGUGUUCUCCUUCGCGCUCAUCAUGUUCGAGACGCUCCGGGGCGAGCUGCGCAGCACGGCGGCCAUGGUGGGUUCUCGCGCGGAGGCCCUGGAGCUGGCCAAUCGCACGGCGCACGGCGCGCGGCCGGAGCUGCCGGAGGAGUGGCCCGAGGAGGUGCAGGACUUGAUCGCGCAGUGCUGGCUGCAGGACCCGGCCAAGCGGCCGCACAUGCGAGAGGUCGUAGAGGAGCUGGACGCGAUCAUCGCGGCGGGCAUCCCGCGGAAGUACGCGAGGAAGUACCAGCCCGCGCCGCUCGCGAUGCGGCCGUUCACGCGCACCGCGUGGUCCGCGAAGACGUCCGCGGCCGGGGACGACGAUGCGGCGCACGUGCGCGAAGACAAACCUGCUUGCUGUGCCGUGAUGUAG
Messenger RNA from Pedinophyceae sp. YPF-701, 1668 nucleotides. Lineage: Eukaryota; Viridiplantae; Chlorophyta; Pedinophyceae. The record is from the annotation of a GenBank genome assembly.